Drosophila subpulchrella is the source of this 1693-nucleotide messenger RNA. RefSeq names its product cytochrome P450 315a1, mitochondrial (gene sad). The transcript has 6 exons. Gene Ontology annotation, biological process: cholesterol metabolic process; cortisol metabolic process; cellular response to peptide hormone stimulus. NCBI's taxonomy places the organism in Eukaryota, Metazoa, Arthropoda, Insecta, Diptera, Drosophilidae. Gene Ontology annotation, cellular component: mitochondrial inner membrane. Gene Ontology annotation, molecular function: monooxygenase activity; heme binding; iron ion binding. The coding region runs from base 114 to 1667 and encodes 517 amino acids. The record is from RefSeq and is a predicted model, not a curated record.
GGUCGAGUCAGUCUGCCCCUGGCCUGGCCCUUUGUCGGGACGCGUUUUUUAGAGCACAAGCAGAGCGUUUCAGCUGAGCAGGUGCAGGUGGUUGGUGGUUACCCCCCGCUGCGAUGAGAGAGAAGGGGGAGCGGCCGGGUCCGCUUCGAUGGCUGCGACACCUGCUCGACGCGCUCCUGGUGCGAAUCCUCAGCCUGAGCCUGUUCCGCGCCAAGAGCAAGCCUCCUCCGGACAGCCUACCAGGAUUGGAACUUUCCUCCGUCACCAAAUAUUUGCCCAUUCCGAGGGUCAGAGGCCUACCGAUGGUGGGGACCUUAUUGGAUCUUAUAGCCGCUGGAGGAGCCACGCACCUUCACAAGUACGUCGAUGCGAGACACAAGCAGUACGGACCCAUUUUCCGGGAGCGUUUGGGCGGAACUCAGGAUGCAGUCUUCGUAUCGUCCGCGAAUCUAAUGCGCGGAGUCUUCCAGCACGAGGGUCAGUAUCCGCAGCAUCCGCUACCGGAUGCCUGGACGCUGUAUAACCAGCAGCAUGCUUGCCAACGGGGACUGUUCUUCAUGGAGGGCGCGGAGUGGCUGCACAACCGACGCAUACUUAAUCGCCUGCUGCUCAACGGAAAUUUGAAUUGGAUGGACGUGCAUAUUGAGAGCUGUACCAGGCGGAUGGUGGAGCAGUGGAGGAGUCGCACAGCGGAGGCGGCGGCGAUACCGACAGCGGAGGGUGGUGAGAUGCAGAGCUACGAACUGCCCCUGCUGGAACAACAGCUCUACCGAUGGUCUAUAGAAGUACUCUGUUGCAUCAUGUUUGGCAACAGCAUCCUCACCUGCCCCAAGAUCCAGUCUGCUCUGGACUACUUCACCCAGAUUGUGCACAAGGUCUUUGAGCAUAGCUCGCGGCUGAUGACCUUUCCGCCCCGUUUGGCCCAGAUUCUGCGCCUGCCCAUCUGGCGCGACUUCGAGGCUAAUGUGGAUGAGGUACUCCGCGAGGGAGCUGCGAUAAUCGAUUACUGCAUCGGAGUGCAAGAGGAUCAUAAGCUCCCACACGACGAGGCCCUAUACCAUCGUCUACGGGCAGCGGAGGUUCCAGGCGAGAUGAUUAAGCGAAUAUUUGUGGACCUGGUCAUUGCAGCAGGUGAUACGACCGCCUUCAGCAGCCAGUGGGCUUUGUUCGCCCUUUCCCAGGAGCCCCUGCUUCAGAAACGUCUGGCCAAAGAGCGAGCCACCAAUGAUUCCCGGCUGCUGCAUGGCCUGAUCAAGGAAUCCCUGCGUCUUUAUCCCGUAGCCCCUUUCAUCGGUCGCUAUCUGCCCCAGGAUGCGCACCUGGGCGGGCACUUUAUCGAAAAAGAUACCAUGGUGCUGCUCUCCCUGUACACGGCAGGUCGAGAUCCAUCACACUUCGAGCAGCCGGAACGGAUAGUGCCGGAGCGCUGGUGCAUUGGGAAGUCGGAGCAGGUGCACCAGUCACACGGCAGCCUGCCCUUUGCCAUCGGCCAGCGAUCUUGCAUUGGUCGCCGGGUGGCACUCAAGCAGCUCCACUCCCUGCUGGGCCGAUGUGCCUCCCAGUUCGAGAUGAGGUGUCUCAAUGAGCGGCCCGUCGACAGCGUUCUCCGCAUGGUCACAGUGCCCAACCAGACCUUGCGAUUAGCCCUUCGGCCGCGAACCGAGUGAUACAGUCAUACACGCAUUAACAUAAU